AUGGCAGGGAAAAUGACCUUGUACAAAUUGGUGGUGCUGGGCGAUGGAGGUGUUGGAAAGACUGCCCUGACUAUACAGUUGUGCUUGAACCAUUUUGUUGAGACAUACGAUCCUACCAUCGAGGACUCGUAUCGAAAGCAGGUGCAGAUUGAUGGUCAGUCGUGCAUGCUCGAGGUGCUCGAUACAGCCGGCCAAGAAGAGUACAUUGCCUUACGAGACCAAUGGAUACGCGACGGCGAGGGCUUUGUGCUCGUCUACAGCAUCUCAUCGCGCUCCUCUUUUGCCCGCAUACAACGCUUCCACAGCCAAAUACAACGCGUCAAGGAAUCUUCCAUGGCUGGCUCACCCACUUACCCCGGCUCGCCCAUGACUGCAUCUGCUCCCAUGUUUGGUCAGGCACCCGUCAUGCUCGUUGGCAACAAGUGCGACCGCGUCACCGAACGCGAAGUGUCGACCCAAGAGGGACAAGCUCUUGCAAAAGACCUCGGCUGCGACUUUGUCGAGGCCUCCGCCAAGAAUUGCGUCAAUGUCGAAAAGGCCUUCUUUGAUGUAGUUAGACAGCUCCGAAGACAACGACACCAGGGCACUGGCCGCUCCCCCACCGACCGAAAAGAAACUCGGACGCGCCCUGGCUACUCCGAAAAGGAUCGCUCACGAGGCGGAGGCGAUCGACGCACACGCGGUACUGGCAUGACUGGAGGCAACAAGCGCGGCAAGGACAAACCCAAAUGUGUCAUCUUGUGA
Molecule: messenger RNA, 744 nt
Organism: Bipolaris sorokiniana ND90Pr
Lineage: Eukaryota; Fungi; Ascomycota; Dothideomycetes; Pleosporales; Pleosporaceae
Exons: 2
Coding region: 1-744 (247 amino acids)
Biological process (GO): signal transduction
Cellular component (GO): plasma membrane
Molecular function (GO): GTPase activity; GTP binding; GDP binding
Source: RefSeq, a predicted model, not a curated record